This is a messenger RNA of Nyctereutes procyonoides (raccoon dog), 1518 nucleotides long. It is a transcript of the gene FBLL1, whose product is annotated as fibrillarin like 1. Gene Ontology annotation, molecular function: rRNA methyltransferase activity; RNA binding; histone H2AQ104 methyltransferase activity. The transcript has a single exon. Gene Ontology annotation, cellular component: Cajal body; small-subunit processome; box C/D methylation guide snoRNP complex. NCBI's taxonomy places the organism in Eukaryota, Metazoa, Chordata, Mammalia, Carnivora, Canidae. The record is from RefSeq and is a predicted model, not a curated record. The annotation marks the transcript as partial. Gene Ontology annotation, biological process: box C/D sno(s)RNA 3'-end processing; rRNA methylation.
CGCGGCGGCUGGGGCGGGGGGCGGGGCGGCGAGGGCGGCUCCGGGGCGCGGCCGCGUGACUCGGGCGGCCGGGGCCGUGGGCGCGGCGGGGGCGGGGGCGGCGGGGGCGGGCAGCGGCGCGGCGGCGCGGCGAGGAGCAAGAGCCGCCGCAGGAAGGGCGCCGCGGGCGUGUCGGUGGAGCCGCACAGGCACGAGGGCGUGUUCAUCUACCGCGGCGCGGAGGACGCGCUGGUGACGCUGAACAUGGUGCCGGGCCAGUCGGUGUACGGCGAGCGGCGGCUCACGGUGACCGAGGGCGGCGUCAAGCAGGAGUACCGCGCCUGGAACCCCUUCCGCUCCAAGCUGGCGGCCGCCAUCCUGGGCGGGGUCGACCAGAUCCACAUCAAGCCCAAGUCCAAGGUGCUGUACCUGGGCGCCGCCUCGGGGACCACGGUCUCCCACGUCUCCGACAUCAUCGGCCCGGACGGCCUGGUCUACGCGGUCGAGUUCUCCCACCGGGCUGGCCGCGACCUGGUCAACGUGGCCAAGAAGCGAACCAACAUCAUCCCGGUCCUCGAGGACGCCCGGCACCCCCUCAAGUACCGCAUGCUUAUCGGGAUGGUGGACGUGAUCUUUGCCGACGUGGCCCAGCCCGACCAGUCCCGCAUAGUGGCUUUGAACGCCCACACCUUCCUGCGCAACGGGGGCCACUUCCUCAUCUCCAUCAAGGCCAACUGCAUCGACUCGACGGCGUCCGCCGAGGCGGUGUUUGCUUCCGAGGUGAGGAAGCUGCAGCAGGAGAACCUCAAGCCCCAGGAGCAGCUGACCCUGGAGCCGUACGAGAGGGACCACGCCGUGGUGGUCGGCGUCUACCGGCCGGUUCCCCGGAGCGGCGCCAAGUAGCCCCCAGCGCGGGCUGCGCCUGCGCUCCCUGCCGGACCGCCGGACCGUGCUGCGUUCGGUAGACCCGUGCAUGCGGCUGUGUGCCUGUUCGUUUGCUUUUUAUGUGUUGGUUUUCUUUUGCCCAUUAAAUGGCACGAAGAAACAGUACCCAGGUGUAUCAGUGAGGCCAGACGGUUUUACCGCAAUAACCAUCGGUCCCUGAAUCUCCGUAUCUUCAGAUCCCUCAGCCGCUGAAGUAAGAGCUGGUGAUAGGGACCCAUCAAGGAACAGCCUGAGAGUCGUGCUUUACUCUAAUCACUUAGGACCCUGAUGUCCCCGGGCUCCUCCUCACGCGCGCUUUCUCAUCACGGGGGCAAGGGGGAGGGGGGAAAGAGCUGGGGAACUGCUGAUGGGCCUGUAAAGUCCGCCUUGGGACCCAAGGACCGUUUCGGUUUACGUUGGCUAAGUCGCAUGACCAAGCUGGACUCCAGGGAAUGGCGCUGGAGAUUGAUGGAUGAUGGUAUAGUGUAACGCAUCCAAUCUGUCUGACUCUAAGCCAGAGUUCUAGUACACUGUGUGUGUUUAGUACUUUACUCUUCAACUAAGCCCUUUUGCCUUCUCUAAUACUUACUCAUCACCACCACCCCCCCCCCCCCC